UGUUGUUGUUACUUUAGUCCACAUAUUAUAUGGAAGGUAAUACCGGACAUAAAGUGUUCCAGACUGCGUAUGGAAGGAUUGCUGUGAACAUCUGCUAUGGACGCCAUCAUCCAUUAAAUUGGCUAGCCUAUGGCAUUAAUGGAGCGGAGAUUGUGUUCAAUCCAUCAGCUACUGUUGGAGCCCUCAGUGAGCCAAUGUGGCCUAUUGAAGCACGGAAUGCAGCUAUUGCUAACUCUUAUUUUGUUGCUUGUAAUAACAGGGUUGGAACGGAGACAUUUCCCAACGAAUUUACCUCAGCUGAUGGUAAACCAGCUCACAAAGAUUUUGGUCAUUUCUAUGGAUCAAGUUAUGUGGCAGGUCCUAAUGGUGGCAGGACACCAGGUUUGAAUAGGGUCCGUGAUGGUAUACUUAUUUGUGAGAUUGACUUAAAUCUUAUACAACAAAUAAGAGAUAAAUGGUGCUUUCAGAUGACACAGCGCACUGAAAUAUAUGCAAAGUUACUGGCUGAUGCAGUAAAGCCUGACUUUAAGCCAGACAUUGUGUACGAGACUACAGAUUAGGAAUAAGAAAUAUACUUAAACUGCUGAAUUUUAGGAACUUAAUUAGUUGUGCUCUUUCUAGUUUUAUUCAUUGAUUCGGUUAUUGUGAUUAAUUGA
Molecule: messenger RNA, 656 nt
Organism: Amphimedon queenslandica
Lineage: Eukaryota; Metazoa; Porifera; Demospongiae; Haplosclerida; Niphatidae
Product: beta-ureidopropionase-like
Exons: 6
Coding region: 30-560 (176 amino acids)
Molecular function (GO): beta-ureidopropionase activity
Source: RefSeq, a predicted model, not a curated record